Molecule: messenger RNA, 3335 nt
Organism: Sander lucioperca (pikeperch)
Lineage: Eukaryota; Metazoa; Chordata; Actinopteri; Perciformes; Percidae
Gene: inpp5a
Product: inositol polyphosphate-5-phosphatase A
Exons: 16
Coding region: 446-1687 (413 amino acids)
Biological process (GO): phosphatidylinositol dephosphorylation
Molecular function (GO): inositol-polyphosphate 5-phosphatase activity
Source: RefSeq, a predicted model, not a curated record
AGCCUAUCCUCUCUAAACAGUAAAAAAAGCAAUGGUCCUGGCAGAGAGUCCUGCUUUCGGAGGGAGACUUUUACACUGCACAAACGCUAGGGAAACCCUCUCUGCUGAAAUGAACCAGAGCCCUCGGGCACUCGCCGUGGAUUAAACGGAAACUUUUACGAUGGCUGUGAACGUGAAAAAGUAGCACGAGAGACAGAGCACGCUAACCGCCGCCGCCAACGGACCUUCUACUGCAAAGCAACUCCUAGUCCUAGUAGAUGCACGGCCACUGCUGAAAAAUAUGCUCCAACCGAGCCGCCUCAACCCCGGCUUCAGUGGCAAAUUACCAGUGUUAUAACCAGUUUCGUGAGACAUUCGCCGGCAUCUAUUUGUUUUUGUUUUUUUCCCCGCUCCUUACCUAUAAAGUCCGCAGUACAAGUCCCCGACCCACCUGCGAAAGAGAAUUAUGGCAGGGAAGCUGACAGUAGCGCAAGGCACAGGAAUACUGCUGGUGACAGCCAACGUUGGAUCUCUCUUCGAGGAUCCUGACAAUCUACAGAAAACAUGGCUGAGGGAGUUUUACCAGACCGUACAGACACACAAGCCUCACUUCUUGGCAGUGCACUGCCAGGAGGUGGGUGGGAAGAAUUAUGAGGCCUCCAUGUCACACGUGGAUAGUUUUGUCAAAGAGCUGCUGUCCAGUGAUGCCAUGAGGGAGUACAACAGAGCCCGCGUCUACCUCGAUGAGAACUACAAAUCCCAGGAGCAUUUCACAGCUCUCGGAAGUUUCUACUUUAUCCACGACUCUUUGAAAAACGUCCACCAGUUUGAUUUCAAAGCCAAGAAAUUCAAGAAGGUUGUAGGGAAGGAAACCUACUCAGAGACACUAGAAAGCACACCCUCGCUGGAGAAGGAGAAGUUUCCACAGGACUACUUUCCUGAGUGCAAGUGGUCCAGAAAGGGAUUCAUCAGAACUCGAUGGGCCCUGGCUGACUGCGCAUUUGAUCUGGUCAACAUCCACCUUUUCCAUGAUGCCUCCAACUUGGUAGCCUGGGAGAAAAGCCCCUCCGUCUACUCUGGGACCAGGCAGAAGGCGCUGGGCUACGUCUUAGACAGGAUCACGGACCAGCGGCAUGAGAAGUUGCCAUAUUUUGUCUUUGGGGACUUUAACUUCAGGUUGGACUCGAAGCAGGUCAUUGAGAGUCUCUGCUCCACUGCCACCCUGCAGACAGUCAGAGCCGCCGACACCAAUGAAGUCGACAAGCUAAUAUUCCGAGAAAGUGACAACGACCGAAAGGUUGUUCUUCAACUUGAAAAGAAGCUUUUUAAUUAUGUCAACCAGGACGUUUUCCGGGAAAACAAUGGGACCUCACUUUUAGAGUAUGACAAAGAGCUGUCGGUGUUCAAGGAUCGGCUGCAUGAACUGGAGAUCUCCUUCCCACCCAGUUAUCCGUACAGUGAAGACAGCAGUCAGGGGAAGCAGUACAUGAACACCAGAUGCCCUGCCUGGUGUGACCGAAUCCUCUUGUCUCCCUCUGCCAGAGACCUGGCCUUAAAGCCUGAAAAUGAAGAGAAGUCUAUAGUCUAUGAUAACAUCGGGCCCAAUGUCUGCAUGGGGGACCACAAGCCCGUCUUCCUGUCCUUCCGAAUAACAGCGGGGGCAGGUAAACCUAAUGCAAAUAAGCACAAGUGUUGUGUGGUGCAGUGAUGUCGUGGGAAGUGUUGCCAAAGGGGGGAGAAGAUAUUCCGUGAAGCGCCUCUGUGAGAACACUGGAGAAACAAACCGGACACCAACACACACGCACACGCGCAUGCACACAACACACACCUUUGCAUGCAAACAAACACAAAUACACACACACUUUGCACAAGCGUACACUGAAGAACCUAGCCAAAGUUUUUCAGCAGUGCUGAGCGGUUGCGGUUGUCGUGACACCAACAUCCAUAUGAAAACCCAGCCGUUUUCUCUCCAUAAAACACUUGUUGAGAUGUGGACGAGCACCCGAGGGCCCCGGCUCCAGACAAGACACACAUCGCUGACCUCACUGUUGCCAUGCAACCCCAUUCCCCAGAGAAGAAAGAAAAAGAAAGAAAAAAAAAAAGAACGGACGGACGGACGACUCUUCUCCAUGCCACAGCCUCGUUGCCAAAACUCUAAUUGAAAUCAGUCCUACUACAUACUUUUAGACACCGUACUUGCCAUUUUUAGGUAUGCCUCUAUGUAUAGAAGCUACUUUCCACACAGUAUGUAAGGUGUUUUAGGAAAAGAAAAGUGCAAUGCAAAAAAAAAAAAAAAAAAAAGUUGUAUAUCUAUAUUGUUAGGUUUAUUUGUACAUUGGACAGUAUAACAUAGAGUUGUUCAUGGUUUUUAGUGCCGUUCUCUUUUCUGACCAAACUUUGUGGUCCCUUCGUUGGAAUAGGUAGAAACUUUUUUCCGUUUAUUUUAACAAUUUAUAUAUAAAUAUAUACAAAUUUUUUUUUGUUUUUUGAGUUGUUGUGUGCACAACACACUGCUAUGCCUGACACAUCCGUUGAGUCUCAUUUUAUAUACUGUUCUUUUUAAAGAGAUAAUUUAUAAUUCUUACCAAAAUGUUUAUGCUGAAAGUGUGAGCGGACAGAGUGACUGGGAGUUCCUGCAGCCACAGUAUAACCUUUGAGUAGUCAGUGGGAGAGGAGGAAACAGAAAAAACUGUUGAGUGAUGUAUUGCCUAUCCAAGAUUGUUUAAGCAGUGCCAUAGACCAUGCAAGUAUAUAAGAUAAUGUUUCAUAUAUAUAUAGCACUCUCACAUUAUUAUUCUUACUCUAACUUAUUUCUAUAAUAUUAUGGUUCUGAAUGUGAUAUUUUUUAGAUAGGCUUGGGUAUCCUUAAAAUGUAAACUUUUUUUUUUCUGUGUCAAUUUUUGUUACUGCAUUACAGUGCCAAGUAUCCUACACAGAAAUAAAGUGUGUAAGAGUUAUAAAAUACUUAAGUCAGAUGGUAAAGGUAUUGAUUGUGUAAUGUAAUGUAAAAAAAAAAUAAAAAAUAGGGAGAAACUCUAAACGUGGAGAAAGAGCAGGAAGACUUUUCAUUUGUUUUGUGUGUAGCCUUCAUUGCAAAUAAUUUGAGCAUUAAAGAGGCGAUAAGAGCGGUUCUUUUUUUUUGAUCGAUUUCGUUUACUAGGCCUACACUACAGAUUUCAGACUGUGUGAAGCCGUCACAUUGAUCCUUACGUGAAUUCUUUUUUUCUUCUUUUUUUUUUUUAUCUAAAUCACAAUCGCAAAUGGAAAUGAUUUUGUGCCUGCUGCAGAAUUUAUGUUGUCUUGUGUGAUUUGGGUUUGUAGGCAAAACGUUGUUUUCUUGUUGUUGUUGUUGUUGU